ACGUGCGGACCGCGGGACCGCGCGCGCUCGAGUAGUGCGUCGCCCCGUGAAAAAGUUGGACGUCGUCGUCGCUCUCCGUCUCGGUCGGCACCGAACGGACAAUUCAAAAGGGUGUGCGUGCGCGUGGUCGAAUAUAAUAAAUCGCAACGAGGGAGAGUCAGGGAGAGAGCGAAGAGACGGUGGUGAAGAAGGGGAGUUUCGCGUCGACCGGAGAAGCGACAUCGGAAGAUACAGAAAACCCUCGUUACAUAUACAUAUAUAUACACACAUAGAUAUAUAUAUAUAUAUACACCCCAUCGUCGUCCUCGACGUUUUCUUCCUCCUCGUCGUCGUCAUCAUAAUCAUCAUCAUCAUCUUCGUCGUCUGAAUGGUCGCGGAAAUGGCAGUCGGCGCGCAGAUCGACACGUCCGAGCGGGACCCCGGCAACUCGACGAUCCCCUUAUUGAACGGCGACCAGAAACACGAGGCCGUAAAGACGACCGAGGUGAAACAGGAAGCAGAGGAGAGUGGAAGCACGAGUUCUACUACUGAAAAUGUUGUCGAAAAGGGAGAAGUCGAGGCAACGAAGGAAAGCGAGAAGGAAAAGGACAAUAAGAAUAAUGACGGGAACGAGAAGGAAACGGAUGUCGCUGAUAAGGAGAAAGAUCCCGCAAAUGAGCAGGAGGUCGUCUUCAUUCAGGACAUGGGCUUUACCGUCAAGAUUGUUAGCCCGGGUUCUGAACCUUUCGAUAUACAAGUCUCCAGUAUGGAACUUGUGCAGGAAAUCCAUCAGCUACUCAUGGAUCGCGAAGACACGUGUCACCGCACAUGCUUUUCACUGCAGUUGGAUGGCAACACAUUGGAUAAUUUCGCCGAGUUGAAGAAUAUCGAGGGCUUGAAGGACGGUUCGAUCAUCAAGGUAGUAGAAGAGCCGUAUACGAUGCGGGAGGCGCGCAUACACGUACGACACGUGCGCGAUCUCCUCAAGUCCGUAGAUCCUGCGGAUGCAUACAACGGCGUCGAGUGCAGCAGUCUGUCCUUUCUCAAUGCCGUUACGAACGGCGAUAUUUUAGAGAAAAAGAAGACCCGAGCGGAUUCGGUCGAUUGCACGCCGCCUGAUUACAUCAUACCUGGAUGUAAGGACAGGCCCUUGUUACCUCUCCAGCCGCAGAUGAAGGAGCAAAAGUGCCCGCCGUGUCUAAAGGUUUUAACAACGUCAGGAUGGAAUCCACCGCCCGGCCACAGAAAGCUUCAUGGCGAUCUGAUAUAUUUGCAUGUAGUGACAUUGGAAGAUAAACAGUAUUAUUUGACUGCAUGCGCUAGAGGUUUCUUUGUUAAUCAAUCGACCAAAGAAGUGUUCAAUCCUAAACCGGCCACGCCUAGUCACUUAUGUCACAGCUUGAUCGAGCUGCUCAAUCAACUUAGUCCGGCCUUUAAACGAGGAUUCGCCGCUAUGCAACGACGCAGGACUCAAAGGCAUCCUUUCGAACGAGUGGCGACACCUUAUCAAUUGUAUGCUUGGAGUGCACCGCCAAUCGAGCACACCAUCGACGCUAUUCGUGCGGAAGAUACUUUCUCCUCCAAGUUGGGAUAUGAAGAACAUAUCCCGGGUCAAACUCGCGAUUGGAACGAAGAAUUGCAAACUACAAGGGAAUUACCACGUAAAAACCUUCCUGAAAGAUUAUUACGGGAACGGGCCAUUUUCAAGGUUCACAGCGAUUUUGUGGCCGCUGCGACUCGCGGAGCGAUGGCGGUGAUAGAUGGCAAUGUAAUGGCUAUUAAUCCCGGCGAGGAAGCUAAAAUGCAGAUGUUUAUCUGGAAUAACAUUUUCUUUUCGCUCGGCUUUGACGUGCGGGAUCAUUACAAAGAGUUGGGCGGCGACGCCGCAGCUUUUGUCGCGCCCCGUAACGAUCUACAAGGUGUCCGGGUAUAUGCUGCCGUGGAUUUGCCCGGCCUUUAUACUCUUGGCACCGUUGUCAUCGAUUAUAGAGGCUAUCGCGUCACUGCACAAUCUAUCAUACCUGGUAUACUGGAACGUGAGCAAGAACAAUCGGUAGUCUAUGGAUCCAUCGACUUUGGCAAGACAGUUCUCACACAUCCUAAGUACCUUGAAUUGCUGAAUAAAGCUGGUCAACAGCUAAAGAUCCUUCCUCAUAAAGUAAUCAAUGAUGCCGGUGAGGAAAUCGAACUUUGCAGCAGUGUGGAGUGCAAGGGUAUUAUUGGUAACGAUUCGCGGCAUUAUGUGCUAGAUCUGUUGAGAACUUUUCCGCCCGAUGUGAAUUUCUUGAAAUUGGAAGGUGUGGAGCUAAGCAAGGAAGCGCGAGCCUUGGGCUUUCCGGUAGAGCAUAAACACAGAUUAGCCUGUCUACGUCAGGAGCUUAUAGAUUCGUUUGUUGAGGCUAGAUACGUUCAGUUCAUCAAACACGCAGCUGUCCAUCUCCAACAACUCACAUCAGCUAGAAGAUCUCAAAAAGAAAAAGAGACAACUACCAAAGAGGAUAAAAAGGAGGAUUCCAGUGCCAUUGUAGCAGUGGAUAGUAACAAGGAAGAUUGCGCCUCAUCGUUGAUAGAAGCCGAUGAAGCCAAGAAGAUCGUCGAGAGCAUCACCGACUCGAUCACAGGCGGUGAGAAACAGGAACUGGAGGAAAGUACCAAGGAGAUAGUGCGAAGAGCCGCGGCGGCGGUAGGCAGUCUACGAGACGCCGAAUUUGACGUGAGAUUCAAUCCGGAUGUGUUCUCGCCCGGCGUUAAACAUCCGGAUUUCAAUGGCGUCGACCUGAAGAAACAGAAGCAACUGGUAAAAGACGCCGCGGAUUUCUUACUUACUGUGCAGCUACCGACGUUCAUACGAGAGUGCUUAGACCACACAGCAGCUGCGAUGGAUGGCAGCACGUUGGUGGAGGCUCUCCACGGUAGAGGCAUCAAUGUUCGUUAUCUCGGUAAAUUGGCAGCUAUGUUAGCCGCAGUGCCCCAGCUGCAAUAUCUUAAUCGCAUCGCUGUAUCCGAACUGAUUCUUCGAUCGGCCAAACACAUUUUCACCUCUUAUAUGCAGGGUACAGAAUUGAUGGGUCUGUCCGCAGCCGUCAGCCACUUCUUGAAUUGUUUGCUGUCUUCGGCACAAAUUAUACACCCGCAACAAAAUCUGGAAGAGCUUCAGAGCAAAACUGCAAAACGUCGCAAUAAACGUAAAGGUAGGAAUAACGGACCGCAACAAUCAGAAGUAGAAUGGGCAUCAUUAACGCCUAAAUCAUUGUGGCAGCAAAUUAAAGGUGAUUUGAAGGCCUAUUAUGACUGGGAAACACCAAGUCCGGAGUCUUUGGACGCCACGAUAGAGCAUUUUCAUUUGCAAAAGAUUUCACUGCUGCGUGGCUUCUGCAUCAAGACCGGAAUUCAGAUAUUGCUGCGCGAAUACAACUUUGAAAAUAAGAAUCGGGCGUCGUUUUUCGAGGAUGAUAUACUAAAUAUUUUUCCCGUCGUCAAGCAUAUCAAUCCUAGAGCUAGCGAUGCGUACAAUUUUUACACAACUGGCCAAAACAAGAUUCAGCAAGGAUACUUAAAAGACGGAUAUGAAUUAAUUAGCGAGGCACUGAAUUUAUUGAAUAAUGUUUAUGGCGCGAUGCAUCCUGAGAUCGCACAAUGUCUCAGAAUGCUGGCGAGACUGAAUUACAUAAUGGGCGAUCACGCAGAGGCACUCGCUACUCAGCAAAAAGCAGUUCUUAUGUCGGAGAGAGUCAACGGCAUUGAUCAUCCUUAUACUAUCACAGAAUAUAUACAUCUCGCCUUAUAUUCUUUUGCCAAUGGUCAAGUAUCUGUAUCAUUAAGAUUAUUGUACAGAGCACGGUAUUUGGCUUUAUUAGUCUGCGGCGAAGAUCAUCCAGAAGUGGCCUUGCUCGAUAGCAAUAUCUCAUUGAUCUUACAUGCGGUCGGCGAAUAUGAGUUGUCACUGCGUUUUCUGGAACAUGCGUUAGCUCUUAAUUUACGUUAUCAUGGUCCGCGUUCGCUCAAGGUUGCAGUGUCAUAUCAUCUGGUAGCGCGUACGCAGUCGUGUAUGGGCGAUUUCCGAGCAGCACUGAAUAAUGAAAAAGAGACGUACGCAAUCUACAAACAACAGCUGGGCGAGGAGCAUGAGAAGACGAAAGAAAGCAGCGAUUGUUUACGUCACUUGACCCAGCAGGCGGUCGUGUUGCAAAAGAAAAUGAACGAGAUCUACACUGGCAAGUCUGGCGUGAGCUUGCCGCCGAUUCAGGUGCAACCGCCCAGCAUGGGCUCGGUACUAGAUAUGCUCAAUGUCAUCAACGGUAUUCUCUUCGUACAAAUUAGUCAGCAAGAUAUCGAUAAUUUCAAGGCGGAAAUCGAAAAACGGCAGAAGGAACAAUCGCAGUUGGAUGGCAUUGAGACUGUCAAAAUCGAAAAAGACAUAAAAAAAGAUGACAAGGAGAUCAAGAAAGUAUCCACGACAGUGGAGAAGAAAAUCGAGAAUGUCGAACAAAAGGCGGAAACAAAAAAAUUAGAAACUAGCAAAGAUGCCACCUUAGAGCCAGUUGUGGCAGCGGAGAGCUGAGCUCUUCACUUGUUGACGAUGAAUACCGGUAGUCUUUCCUUUCUUUUUUUCUGAGCCGUAGUCUCUUCUCGUGAAAACUAUUUCGCGCGAGAAUUGUCGUGUGCAUGGUAUUAUAUAUAUAUAUAUAAUGUAUAUAUAUGUAUUUUAUAUAUAUACAUAUAUACAUAUAAUACAUAUCACAUACUUGAUACUUGCACUGUUUUGUUAUAUCGUCUGAAUAUAAUUGAAGACUCUCGAAAAAGAAACGAGAUGCAAAAUAAUAUCGUUGUCAUAGUGUGUUUGCGAAAAAAAGAAAGAAUAAUACGUAACACAUUCGCGCGAAAGAUUGAAUUUUCACGCGAAAAACGCGCACACUUAUUUGUUAUACCAAAUGUAUAUAACAAGGAGAUAAGUGCCAUGUCGCUUAAAAAGCAAUCUUCGAUGCGAGCGUUUUAAAUGUAAGAGGUACUGUGUCCUCUUCGCAUCACGAAAUCAAAGUGAGCAAGCAAUGUGAUUUCUUCACUUGUACGCAUAUAUUUUUUCUUUUUUAAGGACCAGCUGUUAUUUCGUCAAAACAAUUUAAUAGCGUUGGAAAAUCGAUCGAAUUCGUAGUAACUUCUGAAAAUCGCCUUUUUUCCCUCUAUUAUGUAUAUCAUGUAUUUUAUUAGACUUUUUUGUGAGAUCGCCAUAUGCUGUUUUGGCCUUUGUCGUUACUAGUCGCCAUCAAUAAAAGAAAGCACCAUAAUAUACCUAAAUCCACCAUCAUUUAUUACAGCAGUCGCAUGAAAGAGCUUCCUCU
Camponotus floridanus (Florida carpenter ant) is the source of this 5318-nucleotide messenger RNA. RefSeq names its product clustered mitochondria protein homolog (gene clu). Gene Ontology annotation, molecular function: mRNA binding; protein binding. Gene Ontology annotation, biological process: intracellular distribution of mitochondria. NCBI's taxonomy places the organism in Eukaryota, Metazoa, Arthropoda, Insecta, Hymenoptera, Formicidae. Bases 368 to 4540 code for a protein of 1390 amino acids. The transcript is spliced from 17 exons. The record is from RefSeq and is a predicted model, not a curated record. Gene Ontology annotation, cellular component: cytoplasm.